AUGAGCCUGGGAAUGUGGCCCCCCCACCUUCGCCAGCCCAGUGCUGAGUCUGAACAAAAAAGACAAAAAAUACUAGCUGCAGGAAGAAAACUACUGCAAGUAUGCCAGCAGGAGAGUAGCAGUAGUGUACCUGCAAAAUCCAAGAGCAAGAACAAGAUGAAAGAGGGAGGUAACCCCAAGACAAACACCGCUGGGGACUCUACUUUACCCAAGGGUGCGGCCAAGAACCACGGGGACCCUGAGCCUCCCCCUCCCCUGAGCACUGUCAGAGCUGCCGGUGUCCAGAGUGCCAUAGGUCCCAACAACACCGACGGCAUGGAAAGGCACUGCCAACGCCUGAUGCUUGCCUUGCACUACAGCACAAGACACAACCAGCAGCUCUACAGUGAGCUCCAACAGCUAAAGCGGGAAAAGAAGGACCUGCAAGCUCAACAGGGGAAAGAAGAUGAGAAGAAGGCCUGUGUGUUCAAAGCAGCCAAAGCAGAUCUGGAGCAGCACAGGCUCUCCAUACAGAUGUUGACAUCAGAAAACCCCAGUUUCCAGUCUGCCCUGGCCCCCACGCAGCGGGUGGCCAAUGAAAGCGCCCUGGAGCCGGAGGCUCUCACCAGGUACCUGCAGGCCGCCCAGCAGCGGGUGACAGAGCUCGAGCUCCAGGUGUCUGCGGUGUCCACCAUGCAGAAGGAGACCGAGAACAACAACACAGAGCUCAUGAAAGCCCUGAACCUCGUGCAGCUGCAGCUCCAGGACAAGGCCAGAAGCUAUGAAGAUCUGGAGGACAAGAACACCAAGCUGCACAAGAGGCUGAAGGUGCUGCUGACACAGAAGGCUUACAUGAGGAGCCGAAUCCUCAGGGGCCAAGAGGCAUUGGUGGAGCGGGAAGAGUUGCAAAGACAACUCAAGCACAUGACAGAGUUGGUGACAGCACUAACGGUGGAGAGAGACACCUUUGCGGAGGCGCUGAGGGCGGAGAGCUCCGCGGGGAAGGAGAAGGUGCAGCAGCUCUCAGAGCAGGUGAGCCGCCUGAGAGAGGAGAGAGAGGAGGGGGAGAGGCGGGUGCGGGAGCUAGAGAACAACCUGGUGGAGCUGAGAGCGCAGCUGGCCGGGCUGCAGCCCCCGCAGCCCCCCACAGGGCCCUCGGAGGCUGAGCAGCAGCUGCAGGCCCAGGCCCUGCAGUUGCAGAAGGAGCUCAAGAGCCUGCAGGAGCAACUGCGCGGGCAGCUGGAGGAGAACCAGAGCCUCGGCCUCCAGAACCUGGAGCAGCGGCAACGGCUGGGCGUCCUGGAGAAGAAGGCCGAGGCCUGGGACCAGCACGCCGAGGCUCGGCUGAAGAGGAAGGCGCAGGAACAGGAGACCCAGAGGCGCAGGCUGGAGCUCAACCGAGAGCUGCAAGAGGAGUGGGCCGAGCUGCAGGACGCCGCGCAGAGGCUGCGCGCUGAGAAGGAGGAGCUCGCCCGCCUCCUGCGCGCCACGCAGCGAGGGAAGACAAGCCUGCGGGAGAAGCUGCGGGAGCUGGUGGAGGAGGAGGAGGGGGCCGGAGGCGAAGAGAAGGCUGAGCUGCAGAGCCAAGCGGCCGAGGCCCUGCAGGAGCUGCGUGACGAGUGCCUGGCCCAGGUGCAGGGGGCCACAGCCACCCGGGAACAGCACCGGGCCUCCCGCCGGCCGCCGACCUCCGAGCAGGAGGCCCUGCAGCAGCACCUGCGGACGCAGCGCCCCCUGCUGGAGCCGCUGACGCCGGCGCAGGGGCGGCCCGAGCGGCGGGCCCCGGGGGCAAGGGAGAAGGUCCAGGACGCCACCAGGCGCGACAACGCUCGGCUGCGGGCCCAGCUGAGCGCCCUGGCCUUCGCCAGCCAAGGGGGAGGCCCAAGCCAAGAAGGAGACGAGGGCGAGGAGGCGCCUCCCCCCGCCGGGACUGCCCCAGAGGACGGGGACAACCCGCCCGGCGUGUGGGGCGUUCCCGUGGAAGCGCCGUCGGCGGCAGAGCGCAGGAAGGCGAGGCUGCAGGCGCGGCAGGCCCGCGGCGGGGGCCCGAGCCAGCGGGCAGCCCAGUGCCCGAGCGCGCCGGAGCGCCAGGCCGCCCCCGAGCGCGGGCUGCAAGGCCUGCUGGGCGGGUGGAAGCGGGAGACACCGGCGCCUAGGAAGAACCUGCGCGGCGGCCUCCCCGAGGACCUGGCCGGCGACAAGGCGGACGCCCAGAGGCCCGUGGAGGACCUGCAGCCUCGCGGCAGCCAGCCGUCCCGACACAGGGCCGCCGUCGAAGACACCGUCGUGGGCUACAAAGAACAGAGGAGCGUCCUGGAGAAGCGGCGCCAGGAGAAGGACGAGUCGGAGGGGAAGAGGAGGAGGAGGAGGAGCCGAAGGAGCCGCCGCUGCGCCCCGCAGGCGAGGGCACGGAGGGCCAGGCCCCUGCCGCCCAGGUCCCCUCCCACCCCUCGGGCCCCCUCAAGACGGAAGUCGCGCAGGAGCAGCAAGAGUUCAAAGCCAUGCAUCUUAACGAAGAGUUGGGGCCUGGCCCUGCAGAGGCUGAGGCGCCCGGGCCCCUGCGGAACCCCACCGCGGAGCCCCCUGGGCUGCUGCUCCCUGCCCUCCCGCCCCCCCAAGAGCCCGCAGGCCUGGGGCAGGGACCCUGCCUCCCUUUCUUCUACAAGACUGGUAGAAAGGACACACUGGGAAUAA
Perognathus longimembris pacificus (Pacific pocket mouse) is the source of this 2673-nucleotide messenger RNA. RefSeq names its product golgin subfamily A member 2-like. Lineage: Eukaryota; Metazoa; Chordata; Mammalia; Rodentia; Heteromyidae. The coding region runs from base 1 to 2673 and encodes 890 amino acids. The record is from RefSeq and is a predicted model, not a curated record. Gene Ontology annotation, biological process: spindle assembly; Golgi organization. Gene Ontology annotation, cellular component: Golgi apparatus; Golgi cis cisterna; Golgi cisterna membrane. The transcript has a single exon.